Molecule: messenger RNA, 9436 nt
Organism: Mauremys reevesii (Reeves's turtle)
Lineage: Eukaryota; Metazoa; Chordata; Testudines; Geoemydidae
Exons: 64
Coding region: 109-9285 (3058 amino acids)
Biological process (GO): cell-matrix adhesion
Cellular component (GO): cell surface
Source: RefSeq, a predicted model, not a curated record
GGGAGUCCAUAGGGGGAAGCUCCCAGGCAAAAGAGCAAAGCACAAUAUUUUGGAGAAGAGAUUGGUCUUUUCUUAGCCCAGACCGCAAUCAAAUGAUAUCCUAGCUAGAUGGAGGAUUUGUCCAUCUGUGUAUUUCACUGUGUUUGUUGCUCUUGUCAACACAGUGUUGCGGGGUUUGAUGGAGCUCAUCAGCACAUGACUGAAUCCUCUAGGAGAGACGUCGUACUCUGGAUUGUGCAAAACCUCAAAGUCUUAAAAGGCUACUCAGUGGAGUCCAUCACUGAAUGGAUACAGACCACCUGGAGGUCAUUUUUCUUUGAUGCAACCCUAGAAGAAGUGAAAUCUACCAAUGAAAAUUUUGACCCUGCUGACCUUUUGGGUUCCCUGAGAGUUGACCAGCUGAUGGAGUAUGUUGUGACUUCAGAUGCAUUAUUUAAUGUGACCACAAUGAUUCGGGUCCUGAGAAGUCUGGAGGGCAAAGACUCUGAAAUAGCAUUGCCUAAGAUGGAUGAAUUCCUGACGAAGUUCAAUUUGGCUAUUACACAGCAGAACAUCGGGGGCGUGCAAAACACUGAAGUGAGGCAAGAAAUGCUCACAACACUUUUUACCGACCUGUCUAAAAAUUUUUACAAGUUCACUGACCUGGAUUAUGAGGCCUGGUUCAUGGAGAAGUUAAAAUUCCUCCUGCCUAGUAUGAACGUAGACCUGCUCAAGUUAAUACCUGUAGAUGUCAGCUUCCGAUCCUACACUGCCAUCAUCCGAAGCCUGGACAACGUCUUCUCAGUGUUUUCACAACAGACUUCACACGACAUAUACAAUUUAAUCCAAAAAAUCCUGGAACAUCAACUUAAUGCUUCAGAGAAGGUAUUUCCGGGAUCGUACAGCAGCAGCCAAAGUUUCCUGCAGCUCAUCUUCUAUCAGUUCAGACAUUUUGCUAACUACACCCAACUCCUCACCUUUUACAAGGACUUUAAUGGAUAUGAUGUUCUUGACCUGCUUUCUGCCGGACAAAUGGGGGAGAUGAUGGUGGUGACGAAUGCCGUUAAAAACGAACGCUCUGCUGUCCAGAUCCUGGUGGAACUGGAAACACGCACCUUUGCUGAAAUGACCGAAUUCAUAAUGGAAUUUAAUUCUGUGGCAGAACAGAAGCAUCUCGUUGUCCUACCCAAUCCCUGGAUUCGUGACUUAGCCUUCGAGACUAUAUUCAAGUCGUUCCAAUUCAGCACCUUCACGGCGGACCAGUACGCCUUUUGGUUUGGCUCUCAGCUCCAGCUAUUCCUGCCGGCUAUGAAUGCCCAGUACCUACAGCUCCUCCCCUUGGAUAUCGACUGUCAGUCUCAUCAAAAUCUGGUGCAAGCACUGGACAAGGUGUAUAAUCAUUACACAGAAGAGCAGCAAAAAGCCAUCCAUGGCAGGAUAUUCAGAUUUCUAGAGUCUUACCGUAAUAUCCAAGGUGGCACGUGUUCCCCAGAUGCAAACAGCAGCCUAUGGAUAAUCAACAACUAUGGACGUUUCAGCGCCUAUGCCAAUAUGGUGGAGUUUUCCUCACUCAAUCCCAAAUUUGAUGAGCUGUCGGCUGUGUCAGAGUUGUCACCAGAACAGCUGGCCCAGUUAACAACGGCAACAGGAGCCCUGGCUGAUCAGACUAUUGUCAUCAAGAUCAUGAACAAUCUGAACACGUCAUCAGAUCUCGCUAAAUUCUUUGACACACUGAAUGCCAUUGCUUCGGCAGAGCUUCAGAGCAGCAUGCAUGCACAUCUCAUUUUAAGCACCGCCUUCCAAAAAAUUGCAGCUGGCUUUCCAAACUUCAAAAGCAGCGACUUUGCCUACUGGUUCCAAGCUGCUUUGCAAAAUGUGCUGCAUACAGUGAACGAGACCAUCAUUGCAGAGAUCCCACUCUCUAUAUCAUGUGACUCUUACCAGCAAAUGUUGAAGGGUUUCAAUAACAUCUACACCAACAUACCUGCAGGAAACGCCCCAAGUGUGUUUGGAUUCUGCAGAGCUUUCCUGGCCUCAAAAGUCAAAUCCGGUAUUGCAUGUGGGAAUCCGACCCAAAGUAUUCAGAACUGGCUAGACGUAAAUCUUGGAAACUUUAGCCAAUAUGCCAAGUAUCAGGAUUUACUCACUUGGAACCAACAUUUUAAUGGCAUGGCAGUGUUGGACAAGCUGGCCUCACCACAACUUGCAUCCUUUACUCUUGAAUCAGAUGCCAUUAAUGAAGAGGCGGUGAUGUGCCAGGUCCUCGCAAGAUUACAGAACAAACCGGCUGAAGAGAUCUACCAGUAUUUAGACCAAUUCAACAAAGAGGCCCGACGGCUGAUGAUACCCACCAUUAAAAACGAAGCAGUGAGGAAAAAUAUGCUCACCCAGUUUGUGAAUGAGAUCAAGUCAGGCUAUUCAGCUUUCAGCCCUGAAGACUGGACUCAUUUAUUCACAAGACUAGAGCUACUGCUGCCAAGUGCUGGCGAGAUGGAGAUUAAGCUAUUCCUGACUCACAUUCCUGGCUGUGACAGUUUCAGAGCUAUGGUAUCCUCACUAAGUCAGGUGUAUCCUUCUAUGUCAUCAGUGAAUCAACAGGGUGUCUACAGUGCUUUAUUUACCUUCCUUGAAAAUCAGCACAACACAACAGGUUCUGCCUGUGCUUUGGGCAACGAGGUAAGCCUGGAUUGGCUACGGAACAACUUUGGGGCAUUCGCAGCCAAUGCUCGCUAUGAAGAUUUCACCAAACUUAUGGCAAAUUUCAAUGGGUUCGACGUAAGUGAUAAUCUCACUUCAACUCAACUGGCUCAUGUCUUCUUUGGCGCUGAUGUCCUGGACGAUAUUGGCAUGGCUGAGACCCUCCUGAUGUCCCUGCAGAACAGGCCAGUUGACGAUGUUGUUGCCUUUGUGACUGAGUUUGUGGCCAUUGCUCCUCAGCAGGGUAUCAUGUCCCUGGCAAACACACAAGUGCGAGAUGCAAUGUUCAACGCCAUCUUCUCCAAAGUCCGAGGCCAGUUCACCACUUUCAGCAUCUUUCAGUAUAAGGACUGGUUCCAGAACAAGCUCAGGUUAUGGCUUGCCAGCAUAAAUGCCUCUGCCCUGGCGACCAUCCCAAAGAAGAUACCUUGCGGAGUUUACCAAAUCAUAAUGGCUGGCCUAGACAGCAGCUUCCAAGACAUGUCACCAGCGAGCCAACAAGAUGUUUACAACUUUGCAAAAGACUACCUUACCGCCAAGGCCUCUCAAGGGGGUGCUCCGUGCACUGAGAAUACUCGGGGAAGCUUGGGCUGGCUACACGCGAACUUGGGCUCCUUCAGCACUUUGGCCAGUUAUGGAGAUCUGAUUGGCAUCAACGCAGACUUCAGUGCUGUCGAUGCAGUAGCGGGUCUCAGCCCAGUGCAACUAGCUUCUUACGUGCUGGCAAGUGACGUUCUGCGGGACAGCGACAAAGCAGGCAAAGUCUUCGGCUCUCUGAACUCCCACACGGUUGGGGAGUUCCUGGAUGCAUUCAGUGCCGCUGCCCAGCAGCAUCAUCUCCCUCAGCUGCCUCAUGCCGAUGUGAGAAGAUUCAUCCUGGGCGAGAUCUUUUGCCAUUUAAGCACUGUGUUUAAGCUCUUCACCACUGAGGACUAUGCCAUCUGGUUCGGGGAAAGACUCACCCUCUUCCUGAGCAGCCUUGAUGCACAGAAUCUGGGCUUUUUACCUAAUGACAUGUCGUGCGACUCCCUUGCAGCCAUCGUGAAGACCCUGAGUGACCAUAAAGCGAAUGGGACGUAUGAGAACCCACAGGACAUCUUCUCAUUUAUAAAGAGAGUUCUUCACUUCCAGCUGGAAAACUCAGGCUCGGCCUGUGCUCAGGGAAUCACCACAGACAGGCAAUGGCUGCUACAGUAUUUUGGGCUCUUCACUGUUUAUGGCUCGUAUUCUGACUUCAUCACGUUAAAGAGCAGAUUCCAUGGGCACGACUCCCUAGACCUUUUCUCAGCAAGUGCACUGGCCCAACUGUCUGCUCAAAGCAACACCAUCUACAGCACCGCGGCCAUCCAGUUGGUCUUCGAGGCAAUCAGAAGCAAGGAGGAGCCGCUCCAACACCUCAGCACUUACCUGGAUGAUCUCAACGCCCUACUGCUGAAGAACUCCGGUUUGCUAGGGAAUUCCAAGGUGCGAGACACCAUGCUAAUGAUGUCAGCUGAAAUGGUCUUCCCACAAAUCACGGCCAUGUCCCUAGAAGACACAACCACGUGGCUCCAAAGACUGAACUUGCUGCUCCCUGGUGUAAAUGCAACAACACUGGAACUGCUGCCUCUGACUAUGCCAUGCCCAUUUUACCAAGCCAUCAUUAAAGCCGUUGGUGGAGUCUACUCAGCAUUAUCAGCCAGGAAGAGGCAAGAUGUCUAUGGAUUUCAGAAGGCCUACCUGACUGCACAGUUCACAGACUCAGGCUCAGCAUGCGAGGAUGGAACCCACGGGACCAGAGACUGGCUGCAAAAGAAUAUGGGAGAGUUCUGUUCUGUGGCUCAAUUAAGCGAACUUCAAACCUUUUAUCCAGACAUUGAUGGACUUAAAGGGCUCGAUUUACUGACCCCGGAACAGAUGGCGCAAUUAACUGUGAAUCUGACGCUGAACAGCCUGGCGGACACGCUGCUAAUCCUGGCCGUUCUGGACCAGAGUUCGUAUUACACCGUCUAUAGAUACAUGAGGGAGUUUAAUGUGUACGCGCACCAGGCAAACCUGACUGCCUUGCCCAAUGCUUCGGUUAGAGAUUCAAUACUAAGGACUGUAUUUACAAAGCUGAGAUCCAGGUUCCACCUUUUCCUGACAGAAAUCUGGGCAGACUGGUUCCAAAAGCAACUGCCCUUAUUCCUCCCUGGUAUAAAUGAAACCUAUCUUGCAUGGCUGGGAACUAACUUCUCCUGUGACUCCUACCAGGCAGUAGUGAAAGGGUUUAACAUCGCCUAUGAAUCUCUCUCGCCUUCCAGCAGGACUGAUAUAUACAAUGAUUACAUGAAAACCUACCUGAGUCAACAAUCACUUUCAACAGGAGUCGCUUGUGACAACCAAGCAGGGCUCAUAAAGUGGGCUGACGUUAAUCUUGGGAAAUUCAUUCAGCAAUCAUCAGUGCAAGACCUUGUCAGUUUCAAUGCAGAAUUUAAGAAGGCCAAUCUGACAGAGUCUCAAAUUACCACAGUGAACAUUAUGAUGCUGACAGCUGUUUGGAACAAACUCAGUUCCAACUUCUCAACCUUUACGCCUCUGGAUUGGAGACACUUGUUCCAAGAAGACUUGCAUGGACUACUUCCCAGCAUGAAUUCAACCUAUCUUCAUCUCCUCCCGGCCAACAUCAGCUGCUCCUCUUACCAGGAAAUAGUGAAGGGAUUUAACCUGGCCUAUGAAGCUUUAUCACCUUUGAGUAGAACUGACAUUUCCAAUAACUACAUGAAGAUUUACCUGACUCAGCAAUCUCUUGCAAAAGGCUCUGCAUGUGCUUUGAACACCACUGGAGCCAGCGACUGGCUUGAGAAGAAUUUCGGCCAACUCUCCUCCAGCGUGCCCAUCAGAGACCUCCAAGCACUAUAUCCAAAUGUCACCAUUAUUGACAUCAUUGGUAAUACAAAUCUAAACAAUAUGGCUGAGCUUUUGGCCAAACCAGAGGUCAUCGCUAACAACACCAUGCUCGAGAAGAUCGUCCUGUUAAUUCCACCCAAGAACAUUUCCCAGUUCCUGAACGCUGCCAUGUCUGCUGCUAACAAGGCCAAUCUGACAGAUCCCCAAAUUACCGCACUGAAUGUGACGAUACUAACAGCUGUUUGGAACAAAUUGAGUUCCAGCUUCUCUGACUUCAUGCCCCUGGACUGGAGACAUUUGUUUCAAGAUUUACGCAUGCUACUUCCCAGCAUAAAUUCAACUCAUCUUCAGCUCAUCCCAGCCAACAUCAGCUGCUCCUCCUACCAGGAAAUAGCCACUGCUCUUAGCAAUGCAUAUACUGAGCUUACUGAAUCGGCACAGGACUCCAUAUACAAGUAUCUACUGGCUGUCCACAGAGAUUCCACCCUCAAAUGUUACACGGGUCCCAGUCUUAAAGCUUUUCUGGAUACCUACUUUGUCAAAUUCUCCACCAAGCUGACGGCUGAAGAUUUAGUAGCCCUAAUUCCUCCCAGCCAACUGUCACAGAAAAUUGACUCGCUGCAGCCCAGAGAGCUUCUAGACAUACUGAUAAAGCCAGGCUACCCCAGCAACUACACAGCUUUGGAAACCCUCCUCAGAAACUAUGAGGGCAUCGAUAAGAUUGGGAUAGUGCUGGAUGGUCUUAAUCAGCAGGUAAAUAGGACCAAGGGGAGCCUGAAAGCUGUUCUGAAUGGCGUGUGGCCCAGCUUUGUGGCAGCUCUGAGCUCCCUUAACUCACCCAGUUUGGACCAAUGGUUAAACAAGCGGCUCCAGACCCAUCUCCCUCUCAUCACCCUGAGUCAGCUCAAUACGUCUGAGAUUCUUACCACAAAUUGCCUGGCAUUCCGGCAUCUAGUAAAGGCCUUAAAUAUCCACUACCGUGAUUACACAGUGGAGAUGCAGCAAAGCAUUUACAUCAUUCUUAAGAACUAUCUUCUUCAGCCAGGUGACAAGCCAAAGUGCUAUAACCAAAGCGAUGGGGACCAGAACUCCACGGCUUGGUUUCUAACCUACCUGGGAAAGUAUCUGACAUACUGCACUGGUGAGGAUCUCAGAGCCUUCAGUGACAGCCAGCAGUUGCUUCAAGACUUCGCGGUGGAUCCCCAAAACCUGGCGCUGGUGGGGGGACUCGCCCUCUCAGAAGAUGUGAAGGAAUCCUACUCCGCUCUGAUCACGAGGCAGAAUCCUGCCAUCCUGCUGGGAAGCAUUCCAGACAAUUUGAUCUGCUACGUGGCUGGCAAGCGGAAUAUCAGCCAAAUGACAGCGACUGAAGCCAGGGUGACCCUGGCAGCCUUGCAGAGCUGUUUGAGACCUUCCCAGGAGCCAGCAGGAGAGGUGACGGGUGCGCUGCCUGACACCACUGGCAACCUCUCUGUGGAGACCUUUAAAAGACUCGGUCCCUUAGCCGUCGGGUUAACGCCGUCUGUGCUCCUGGCUAACGCGGACAGGCAGACCCUUCAGCAGGUGCUCCCGUUGCUCUCAGCCACAGGGGGCUGGAGCCCAGCACAGGCUUCUGUCAUCAUGAAAAAAGUCAUCCAGAAUGGAUACCAGAUCAACAAAGCCAGCAGUGUUUUGACACUGGGAAAGCUAGCGCCUGGCCUUCCCGGCAAUGUGCUGGACAAGCUGGACAACAAGGACAUCCUCCGCCUGGCUGCAGAUCAGAAUUUCACGGAGAGCCUGGAGCAGGCCCCUCUGCCUGUGAAACACAAGUUUGUGCGACGGAUCUUACAGAGCGUGACCGGAAGCACCUUCCUCAAUAUCCCAGAUAAGCUGGUUGAUCAGAUCCCUCUAUCUAGACUGGCUUCUCCCCAGAUCAAUAUCAAUGAAAUCAACCAGAAGAAAUGGACAGCCGCUCAGGCCAGCGUGUUCUUCCAGGCAGUGCUGAAAUCCACGCAGCAAUACUCCAGGUUAUCUUCCACUGUCCUUCAAGGAUUCAGCUGUGGAGCGGCAAACUUUUUAAACAACAGUCAGUUUGCUAGCCUGGCAAAAGCCAUGAGGGACAAACGACUACGACUGGAAGAUAGCCAGCUCAGCUGCAUGACAAAAAGACUGACAGGACAGAUAACGCCAUCAGAUUUUGAAGAAUAUCCAGCUGAGGUUCUUUUUUAUAUGGGACCAGAGAAAUUUUCAAACACAGUGAACUGCCAGAAAUAUUUUUAUCUUGUUGGACAAGCCAACAUUGACCUUUUGCCAAGAGUGUCUUCCAAAAGACAGUCGCUGCUGGAGAGUGCUAAGGCUUGCCUGGGAACGUCUACCUUAUCAUCAUUUUCAAAGGAAAACCUACAAAUUUUAGGCAAUCUUUCCUGUGCCCUCAAUGGCUCUGACAUUGCAAAAUCUGACCCGUACAUCCUAACAAUAUUGCAAAGCUGCAUGUCGUUCACUGAAGACCAACUGACAGCCAUAGAGCAGCAGCUAAAGAACAAAUAUGGAUCACCUUCAACAUGGACAGUCAGCACCCUGACAGACAUGGGUAUUCUUGCCAGUGCCCUGAUGAGCAGCAUACUUCAAAGGAUCUCAGAGACAGAGAAGACACAAUUUUUCCCUGAUUUCUUGAGCCAGUUGAAGACCUGGAAUAGGAACCAAUUCACCUAUCUUCUGAAACAGCUUGCAAACCCUCAGCGGCAAAAACGAGCUGCAACAGCCUGCACAAGAACUCUGUUGACAACAGAAGUGGUGGUGAAGCAGAGAGACCUUCUAGCUUCCAAGUACACAUCCAGCAGUGAUCUGGAUGCUUGCCUGCCUGAUGAUGUACUGAGAAACAAUUUGGAAACUUUGGGGAAGAUGGAAUUUCAGGCCCCUCUCCUUCACGUGCUAAAGCUGAAACUGGACAAGAUCUUUGGCACGCUGCCUGAAGACUACCUUCCACUAUUAGGAAACAUAGCCAGGAUGUAUACCACAACUGAAAUUGCUAACUGGAAUAUCACUACAGCCGAGACCUUAUCAGCCCUAUUGACAGGAACAUCAUGGCAACAGGAUCUCCCAAAGGUUACGUCUCUGGUCACUCGGCAUCUAGAAGCUAAUGGCAAUCAGUUAGAUGGAACAAUGCUCACAAUGCUAGCUCCAUACAUCUGUGCUUUGGAAGAUACUCGGAUAAAAGCAAUCAGCAGUGAGGCCAUCAGAGAGACCAGCAGGCCCAUGAAUACCUCGCUGUGUUCUCAGCGCCAGAAGAAUCUCCUCUAUAGCCAGCUGAGAGCUGCUUACGAGGAGAACCAGAGCUCUCCAGACGCCUACUACCAGCUGCUGAAGGCUGCCAUUGGCGGAGCCCCAACCAAGGAUCUGAUCAAAUUUGCUUCUGGUUAUCCUGUCAUGGACGUAGCCACAUUUACAGCCCUCAACCCAGAUGAAGUCCAGAAAUUAAGCGCUCAAAAUCUGAAAGAUUUGCUAGGAGCUAAUCUCCCAGAGCUGAACAAUUUAGCUGAUGACCCUGUGGUGAAAGCUUGGACCCAGGCACGCAACCAAUCAGAGGUGAAUUCUUUAGGACUCCUUCUUGUAGCAGGACUCCAGGACAAGCCACCUAACGGUUUUAUAGAUUUUCCAUCAGCACCUCAUAUACCCGGAAGAGCAACGACAUAUGCAAAAGACCACAUGUUCCAGCUUUUCUAUUGCAUGCUUUUCCCCUUGGUGUUAACUGCUUUCUUGUAGGCUGUAUCACUAUUUGCCAAAUAUUAAAUAGUAAUAUUCUUGGGGUAGAAGGGGGAAUUACAAUGAUUGAUCUAAUUGGCAUGGUUACAUUCAAUUUAUAUAUGUUCCAAUGUUCUUAAAUGAACAAAAUAUAAAGAAGUGGAGCAUUUAA